UUACUGCUCACACACACACACACACACACACACACACUCUGGCCAGCUGUUUUAUCUCUCUGAGUGAGUGGGGGGGGGUGUUCCCCUCUCUCUCUUUCUGUCUGUCUCAGAGCAUCAGUGCCAUUGUUCACCUGCUGCCUCAAACCCACCUGGUGUUUACUGCUAGGCAAUAAACGCUCUGUGUGUAUGUUUGUGUGUGUGUGAAAGAGAGAGAGAGAGAGAGAGGGAGAGAGAGGGAGAGAGAGUGGACUUACUCUACCAACAUGCGCACAUCCCUCCUGAUUCUCUCAAAAGCCUCCUGCUCUAAAUAACGGCUCAGCUCCUGAUAGAUCUUUUGUUCUUUAUCGUAACAUCUGGACACAUGUGCACAUCUGGCUCUAACAUCGCUUCAGAAAGGGAUUUCACAGGACCUUCAGGACCCCACCAGGUCUGGCGCGUGAUUAGUCAAUCCCAGCGUCGUUUGUGUUGGACAAUGGAGGAAUCCGUGAUUGUGACACGCGCUGCAUAGAUCUGAGCUCCAAACAUGGCAGCACCUGGAUUCCCUCAGACCCCUGACCUCAACGAAACACAAGCUAACCACUCGCUGGAACAUGGCGCAUCUGUGCACCCUACUCCCAGCAUGCAGCUGGGCACCAUGUCCAAUCCACAGUCCCGUCUCAGAGAUGCCAUGGGUCUGGCGGGCAUGGUGACGCUGAACGCCGUGGCUCUGUUGGCGAACCUGGCUGUGCUGAUCGUGGUGCUAAAGGCGGCACACCUGAGGAAGUACAGCUUUGUGUGGCACCUGUGCGGCGUGGAUGUGCUGUGUGCGGCCCUCCUCAUGCCCUUGGCAAUUGUGUGUGGCUCACCAAUCUUCGCCGGGGUCAUCUUUACGCCGCUUGAGUGUCGCCUGUACGUCUUCCUCAAUGCUUUUCUGAUCUCUGCCUCCAUCUUCACAGUGACGGCGAUCAGCGUCGAGCGCUACUACUACAUCGUGCAUCCGAUGCGCUACGAGGCAAAAAUGACUCCCCGCAUUGCCGCUGCAGUCAUGGCACUGGUCUGGUUGGCGUCUGCUGUCCUUGGGUUGGCCACUGUGUUUGGGUGGCCCAGUUAUCGUCACCACAGCGCCAUUGCUGCCGCCCACUGCUCACUGCACUGGAGCCACAGUGGGCACCGGCGCGUUUUCUCCAUCAUCUUCUGCGUGCUUUGCUUUUGCGUCCCGGCCGCCAUCAUUCUAGCUGUGUACGCUAACGUCUACAAGGUGGCGCACAUGGCCGCCCGACACAGGGGGCCUCUGCCUAGCUGGGUGCCUGCAACACCCCGUCCAAAACACCGCUCCGACUCCGUCAACAGCCAAACCACCAUCAUCACCAGCAGCUCGAGUGCCCGGAGAGGGACAGGGAUGCACGCACCACGCAGGCCACGCCGGACACUGGUGGGCGGUAAAGCAGCGCUCACACUGGCUGUCAUCGUGGGCCAGUUUGUCCUCUGUUGGCUGCCAUACUUUGCCUUCCACCUGCACUUGUCCCUGGGUGUCGCCCACAGCUCGGCUGAUGAGGCAGAAGGCCCCGUCACGUGGCUGGCGUAUUCUUCAUUCGCCGCAAACCCAUUUUUCUACGGCCUGCUGAACCGCCAGAUCCGUGAGGAGGUGUGUAAGACUAUGUGCUGCUGUUGCCGCUCGCCCAGCAGACCCGCGAGACCGGCAGCGUCCGGGCACGAUGCCUCGGCACACGAAGACUUCCUGCACUUCCUGAAGCGCAGCAGCUCGGUGGAAGCCACACGCAGCAGUUACAACACUGCGACUCCCAGAAACACACUGGACCAAACCGGGUUCAGGAUACCAGGACAGAUCCCCGAGGAACUCACCUAGGCUGCCAAAUCUGAAAUCUGAAAUGCUUAAAAUGGGAUCCAGAGCUGGAACAUUCAAAUCAUAUCUAAAUCUAGAAUCUGCAAAUGGGAUCCAAAUUUGGGGACUUUUAAAUCAGAUCCAAAUCUGGAAUGCUAAAAACAGAUCCAAAUUAAAAUAAGACUGAUGGACGAUUGAAAUAUGAUCCGAAUCCAUGUUCAAAUCAGAUUCAAAUCUGGAAUGCUCAAAACUGAUAUAAACACAAGACUCGGGACAAAAUUAAUGACAUACUGCUCCAGCAUUCCUGCUAUUUCUGCAAUGAAAGCAGGUCUAAUCAAACAAAUCUGAUCAAGUGAAGAGGAAAAUAAGAAAUGUACAGUUGAAUUCUAUUUCAGGUCUGCUUUGUCAUGCUAAUAGCAUGUGAUAAUGAGCGAUGUAGUCAAGGCCACACACACACACACACACACAGUUUUAUACUGGGCAGUUUAUGUACACUCACUUUUAACACGGGCUACUAUUUUUAAAUAAUCAAGAAGAUCAGAAUUUCAGAGUAAAAUUUCUGGUCCAUUCCCGAAGUAAAGCGAUCCGGUGACUUGAAUUAGAUUGAAUCAAAUAUGUGAAAAUAAAAUCUGAUACUGAGGUCAGGCUGUUCGAGGACAGCCUCAGAUACUCAGGGCUGUUUAGUUUGUGAGAAGAUUUUCUUACACGAAUGCCACAAUAACGCCUUUAAUGAUCGUCUUCAUGAGUGAUUUAUUUAGAACCUGAAUUUUCCUCGCGGUCCGUAACAACACAUCUUUAUUCAUUCGCCUUAAAACGCAACACGAGACAACUCUAACUCAGUUUUUGUAUCGGGAAACCUCUCAAUCUCUCCUUUAAAUCCGUCUGUUUCAUUUGUUAUUGAUUUUUAACAGAUAUCCUGUAUUUCGGCGCCGGUGCUUGUCGAGUUGUUCGCUCCUUUGACGCGGCUGCACAAGGCAUUAGAAUCUAUGACAAGAUGUUGUUUAAUAUUGCUUAAGGAAGACAUUUUAACAUUAAUAUUCAGUCAGCUGUGAUGUGAGUAGCUUCAUGUCGCGUUCCCAGUGCUGUUGCGAAGUGAUGUUUAUUUGGAACGAUAUUUAUUCGAGUUUGAUAAUCUGUCUUUCUGUUUUGAUUUCUGUUCAUUCUUCUCCACGUGGCUCUGAGAUGUUUCUAAGAUCUCCUGUCUCCCUGCUGAAUAAAACACCCUUCACUCUG
Hemibagrus wyckioides is the source of this 3055-nucleotide messenger RNA. Its product is annotated as probable G-protein coupled receptor. NCBI's taxonomy places the organism in Eukaryota, Metazoa, Chordata, Actinopteri, Siluriformes, Bagridae. The record is from RefSeq and is a predicted model, not a curated record. Gene Ontology annotation, molecular function: G protein-coupled receptor activity. The transcript is spliced from 2 exons. Gene Ontology annotation, biological process: G protein-coupled receptor signaling pathway. Bases 524 to 1846 code for a protein of 440 amino acids. Gene Ontology annotation, cellular component: signaling receptor complex; plasma membrane; endosome.